Molecule: messenger RNA, 2631 nt
Organism: Spodoptera littoralis (African cotton leafworm)
Lineage: Eukaryota; Metazoa; Arthropoda; Insecta; Lepidoptera; Noctuidae
Source: the annotation of a GenBank genome assembly
AUGUUUGCAUCAAAAGAAAAAAAUGUUUGUAAGAAAACAUUCCAGAAACCUAAUAUUCUUAGGAGAAAGGGAAUGGUUACUGUUCCUAAAGCAAAUGUAGUCAGUACUCAUGAAUCCCCUGAAGCAUUCACUCUAGUCACCAGCACAACCAGGGGAAGACCUGUCACGGAACAAUUAGACAAUAUUGUGAAUCAUGAAGAUGUCAAUGUAGCAACAUGGAAGUUAACAUUAAGGAAUGAUUGUGAGGACAAGCACAAUAAUAUACAAAUAUUGAAGGAGACUGAUAUACAUGCCAAUAUAAGUGACAAUACAUCUAUUAUGGAAAUUAAAAAUGAAAGUAAAAGCUUUGAGCAGAAUGCGCUCAAUAUUGAAUCGUUUUUAAACAGUGCUGACAGCAUUGAAGAGGAUUUGAGUUUCUCCUGCAACCCUACUGAAAUAACAGAAAUGAAGGCCUCUCAAAGUAAAAGCAUAUGGUGUUUCGACAUUACCAACAAUUCCAGAGACAUCAUUAUAAAUAACUACAAGGAGGAACCAUCAGAAGAACAGAGUGAUUCAACCGUAGUAGCAGCUUUGGAGUCCACCGACGUACAACCAAAGGUAGUGCACGACCUGAUGACAUUAGCCAAACCAACCCAAACCGUAGCAGUCGACUGCUACACUAAUAGAGCUGUUAAGUUUAAGUGUGACCAUCCUAAUUGCAAUAAAGGGUUUUGGAGCGAAGAGAAAUUGAGGAAGCACAAGAACUCGCACAACAGGCCAGUAUAUAGGCCUCAGACACAGACGAAAUAUGAGUGCCCUGUGAAGAAAGCUGACGAUGGAACUGAAGAAAAAUGUCCUCAUACCUAUAAAGUUAGGGGUGACCUGCUAAAACAUUUGGAGGAGGAUCACACGACUGAUGAAGCUCAGCACAGGUUUAUUUUCCAAUGUAGAAAGAACAAUAAAAUUAUGUUUGCAUCAAAAGAAAAAAAUGUUUGCAAGAAAACAUUACCAAAACCUAAUAUUCUUAGAAGACAGCUGGUUACUGUUCCUGUAGAAAAUGUAGCUAGUACUCAUGAAUCCUCUGAAGCGUUCACUCUAGUCACCAGCACACUCAGGGAAAGACCUGCCUCGGAACAAUCAGACAAUAUUGUAAAACACGAAGAUGACAAUGUGGCAACAUGGAAAUUAACAUUAGACAAUGAGCAACCAUCGGAAGAACAGCCUGAUUCAACAGUAGUAGCAGCUUCGGAGUCCGCUGACAUACAACCAAAGGUAGUGCACGAUCUGAUGACAUUAGCCAAACCAACCCAAACCGUAGCAGUCGACUGCUACACUAAUAGAGCUGUUAAGUUUAAGUGUGACCAUCCUAAUUGCAAUAAAGGGUUUUGGAGCGAAGAGAAAUUGAGGAAGCACAAGAACUCGCACAACAGGCCAGUAUAUAGGCCUCAGACACAGAUGAAAUAUGAGUGCCCUGUGAAGAAAGUAGCUGAGGAUGGAACUGAAGAAAAGUGUCCUCGCACCUACAAUGUGAGGGGUGACCUGCUGAAACAUUUGGAGGAGGAUCACACGAUUGAUGAAGCUCAGCACAGGUGCAUGGUGUGUGGGCGACGUUUCUUCUGGGCGCUGGGCCUGCGCGCGCACGGCGCGUCCGUGUGUGCGCGCGGGGGGCUGGCGUGCGCCUGGCCCGGCUGCGGACGCGUGUUCCGCCUGCCCUGUCGGCUCAGGGAACAUGCACGGGCACACACUGGAGACCGACCCUAUCUGUGCCGGUACCCUGAGUGUGGCUGGGCGUUCCGCUCAGCCAGUAAGUUGGUCCGGCACGCGCGGCGCCACACGGACGAGCGGCGCCACGCGUGCGGCACGUGCGGGCGCGCCUUCCUGCGCCGCGAGCACCUCCGCGACCACUGCGCGCGGCACCACCAGCCACACGCGCGCACGCCGCAUCUCUGCACGCAUCCCGGUUGUGAACAAUCUUUCACGAACAUGAGCACCCUGUACAUGCACAUGAAGAAAGUUCAUAGGAAGGUUGAGCAGGACGCCGUCGCGUCUAUAGUAGAGGAUCCCGCCCAGUACUCCACCGAGCCUGUCACUCUAAACGGGGAGAACGUGUAUUUGGUUCAUUUGCCCAAUGUGGAUACAGUGGGAGAAGACGAGUCUGUUAGAGAAGUAUCGUCCAUGAAUUGUGAGCUUGACGCGGACCAAUUAGCAGUAGAAGGUGUGAGCGGGGACUGUGGGGAGGACGAGGAGGAGGAAGAGGAGGUUGGUGUCGACGGGGAGGAGGGGGCAGGGGAGGGAGAGCUGGGACAGUGGCACGCUGCGCGCACGCACUGCACCUGGCCACUACCGCGUGCGCAAGCGCAUCUCGUACUUGAUGACGACGUUCAGGUGGAACGAAUAGAAGGUUCAGUUAACGACGUGUACACUGUCCGCAGCGAUCUCUUCCUUCAUGGCAACGUGCCUAUCGAUGAGGAUAGCCAGCAAAUCGUCAGCACGGCGUUAUCAAGCAGCGAGACAGGGACUCUAGACACAGAUCUCUACUUGAUCGACUCACAUCCUACCAUUGAUCUCAUGCAGGAGGAGCUGAUGUACGAAGACGCUAAUGACGAGUCCUCGUUCCGGGUGUUCCUAAUGAACGGGGAGGAGCUCACAUAA